This is a messenger RNA of Raphanus sativus (radish), 620 nucleotides long. RefSeq names its product sm-like protein LSM6A. Gene Ontology annotation, molecular function: RNA binding. Gene Ontology annotation, biological process: mRNA splicing, via spliceosome; maturation of SSU-rRNA. The coding region runs from base 154 to 435 and encodes 93 amino acids. The record is from RefSeq and is a predicted model, not a curated record. The transcript has 4 exons. NCBI's taxonomy places the organism in Eukaryota, Viridiplantae, Streptophyta, Magnoliopsida, Brassicales, Brassicaceae. Gene Ontology annotation, cellular component: U4/U6 x U5 tri-snRNP complex; U6 snRNP; sno(s)RNA-containing ribonucleoprotein complex.
UUUUGUCUGUAAGCUUGAAUAACAUUUAUGAUAUAGUUUCGAAAAGAAAAAUAAAACCCUUUAGGUUACCCCCUCUCUCUCUCCCUGUCGUCGACUCGAGUAGGUCAGUUACGUUAAAGGAUCGUGCUUUGAAGAAGAAGAAGAAGAGAUAAGAUGAGUGGGAGUGGAGACAAUAAAGUUUCUGGAGGAACGACAAAGACACCUGCUGAUUUCCUCAAAUCCAUCCGUGGGAGACCUGUUGUCGUCAAGCUCAACUCUGGUGUUGAUUAUCGUGGCAUCCUUGCUUGUCUUGAUGGGUACAUGAACAUAGCAAUGGAGCAAACAGAGGAGUAUGUUAACGGGCAGCUCAAGAACAAAUACGGUGAUGCCUUUAUCCGUGGAAACAAUGUUCUUUACAUCAGUACGGUGAACACGCCUUUAGCUGACGGAGCUUAGACCCUUCCUCAUGCUGAUCAUCAUUAGCACCCAUGGCCAUCUUAUAGAUGUUACCUGCUUUGGCCUCUUUCUUUCUAAAACAACUCUCUUGACUUGACGAUUGACAUGUAUCAAAGAUGUUUGUUUUUCUUAAAUGAAUUUUUGUUAUAAGCAUGGUAAUAGCAGACUCAUUUAUUUUUACUUAA